This is a messenger RNA of Impatiens glandulifera, 854 nucleotides long. Its product is annotated as SWI/SNF complex subunit SWI3A-like. The coding region runs from base 285 to 854 and encodes 189 amino acids. The record is from RefSeq and is a predicted model, not a curated record. The transcript has 6 exons. Lineage: Eukaryota; Viridiplantae; Streptophyta; Magnoliopsida; Ericales; Balsaminaceae.
UAUCAUCAUUCUUUUUGAUUUCUUAAUCUAUUAUUGCUUGAUUGAAACAGAGUUUAAUGUUUUUUACUUUUUUUUGUUCAAAUGUUUGCAGUUCCUGAUGAGCCAUCAUAUCCUGCAGAGAGCGUUGUUCCUCCAGCUCCUACUUCUGCUCUAGCACCGCCUGUUCAUGAUGUUGCGUGGUAACAUGGAUUGGAGUAGUUAAAUUCGUCAAAUGAAGGAAGAGGACACGAUAAUCUGUUCAAAAUGCUACAAGAAUGGGAACUAUGGGGUGAACAGGUCUGCAGAUGAUUUCAAUCUCAUUCAAAACAUUAUUAACAAGACUAAAUCCAAACGAGUCUCAUUCUCUUGAGAAAACUGAAGCAAAAGUCCAAGACAAUGAGCUUGAGCAUAAGGGUGAACAGAAUGGAGAUACUGAGAUGGAGACACCAACUCUGAAGAGAAGACGAAGUGCUUCACCUUCAGACAAUAGGGGUGCAUUGAUGGAACAGUUUGUUAUCAGUUCCUCUUAUGUUGAAUAUCAACUUUCUGCAAACUUGGUAGCUCUCAUAUCCUCUUUAGUUGGUCCACAUAUCACUGCCUCUGCGGCCUCUGCUGCCAUCGCAGCACUCUGUCAUGAAAUCCAAUGUCCAAAUGAGAUAUUUGAUGGUGAUGAUAGUGGCGAUCAUGUCUUAGGUUCUUCUCCUGAAGACAUCCUUGAGAGAGAACACCGGGAUGAAGGUACAGAGGCUGGUGGAGGUCUUGUGUCUGUGCUAUGUGAUCUCGGUGGACUUCAGGGACCUGAUAGACUGGAGAAAGUUGGAACUUGUGGUUAUAUGAGUCACCUAAAAACCCUGCAUCAUGAUGACUAUUCUUGA